UAUAAAUUCUGAAAAACUUCUACUCAGUCGUCGAUCUGUUAUUGAAUAGGCUGACAGCAGCUGCACAUGAUCAAGACACCUGUUCAUGGAAGAAGAUGCAUGUCGAGGACCACAUUCACCCGCCCACAAAAAUUGUCCACAACUCCAGGAGUAUAAUCGGUGAAGAACGACGAGUUGAAAGCGCACCGCAAGUAGCUUUUCGUCCGAGUUCGCGAGGGACGCGUUUUAUUCUUGCGGAGGACGAGAACUUGUUUACUAUUUCUUGAAGAACAGGUGAAACACGUGUGCACGUCGACCUGCAGGUCUUGCAGUGAAAACAUGGCGAGCUUCAUCCCGAGCAGCCGGCAUUAUCUGCAGAACGCCGUGCAGAACUUGUUCGAAAAAAACUUACAGCUGGCCACGGAGGAGGCAGAACAGCGCGGAGCGGACAUCCAGCAGUAUUACGAAAACCGGCCGUAUAUGCCUCGCAAAAGCAUUGUCGCCGUUCUUGUCCUACUGUACUACUAGCGGAAGGCGCAUGACAAACUUGCUCAACAUGAGGAAAGGGGUUUCUCAUGCGUAUUUUCCCAAACACAGAGGUUUUGUAAUUGUAUAGCAAUAUUUGCAACGAACAGCACGGUAGCGUCGAUACUUUUGCAAAGGAUACCGUACGAGUGGGGUCCGAAGCUAGACAAGCUGAACGAAGAUGGCGUCAUUUUGUCUCCGCCAGACAAGAAAGACUACAUCAACCUGCCCCUCGUGAAGACGAUUCAAAACCCCAACAACCCGUACUCCCGAAACCCCAAGUCCGACAAUUUGAUCCUGAAUCCAGGGAAAACGGAGGAGAUAUGCAUGGCAACAGUAUUGUUAUCGUAGUCGUACUAGUAGAAAUUAUCGCAUGACAAAUGUCGUCAGCAUGAGAAAUAGAAUUUUUCAUUCUGAUGCGCGUUGGAAAGGAGAUUUAUCGUGCAUAAUUGCAAUUACUAUCUACGAAUACGAUGCUUUUGCACAUGAUAGCAGAACCGGCGGAACAAGUUCGAGAAACUGGUAAACUGGAGCAAAGAGAAUCUACACGACAAAAACAAUAUCCACUGCAAAAGUAAAAGUAUCGUACUAGUCCAGCUAGUGGUGAUUGCAUAUACAAAUUUGCUUGGCAUGACAAAUGGAAUUUGUAUGUAAUGCUGUUUUACCUUAGCCUUAGGAAGGUGGGAGAUCUGUGAUGCAUAACUGCAAUUAAUAGUACAACGAGUGCGAUAUUACUUUUGCAGUGCAUGAACAAGUUUGACGUGGACAGCACCAAGACGGAGGAUUUGGGCAAUAUGCUGCGUUACUUUCGGGAAAACGUGCCCUUUGCCCAGAAACAGAAGAUAGCCAAGCGGCUGCUGGAUGAAGCCAAGGCGAGCAUAUUCGAUAUCCAAGUGGGGGAGAACUUUUGUCUGGCAUAGCAUGAUUUACAUAGGGUGAUGUGCAUCUUCAAGGUGGAUUGUGCUUUUGUUAUUUCUGACAUCAGAUAGGUGGGCAGUAUCAGCUUCAGCACACAGUAAGAAGCUGCGCUGGCCACAAGCUUUCAAUCACAAGAUGUGAUUACACAAGGCUGUAUUGGUGCCUUGUCAAGGCACCAAUUUUUACACAGCAGCAAGGUCGUGCAAUGUCCAAACAAUUUUCUUCAUCUACGUUGGAUACCUGGCUUAGAAGAGUUCCGAGCGCCGAUACCGAUUCCUGGAGGGAUACGAAAUGGCUUUGCAGAGGACAAGUUCUUUGAGUUGUCAAAUCUUUAUGAAGGGGGCUAGUUUGUCAUGCAAUGGAUGCAUGACCAUGAGAGGGCGCCUUCACAGCUGCACGCUAAGACGGACCUGCUGGUGCACGGGAUAAUUUUCAUCGUGCUUUUGCAUCGUUCGACACGUUUAGGUGUUUGAAUACAAUGGCACCGACGCAAAGAGCUUUUUUCCUUCAUACCCGCGGCAGAACGUCGCGUACCCGAAAAUGGAGGAGUUUUUUUGAAGAAUGAAGCAACACUACAGUGUAUAGACAAUGCGAUCAAUGAAUUGCACCAGCACCAGACUCGAUAGAAUCAAACUCGCCUGGUCUCCUUCUUGUUCUCUUCCCGUCGAGGAUGAGGAUGACG
Molecule: messenger RNA, 2104 nt
Organism: Amoebophrya sp. A120
Lineage: Eukaryota; Dinophyceae; Syndiniales; Amoebophryaceae
Source: the annotation of a GenBank genome assembly